AUGUCAUGCUCAAUUUCUUCAGGUAUUUACGUCGGCGGAAGCAAGGUGGUGCAUUUCACAACGAAGAAAGAAGCGGGAACGGCGGGCCUUGACUCCGCCGUGGCUAUCUCGAGCCUCAUUUCCGCCGGCUCACCCGAGUGCCCGACCUUCCCGGACUGCGGCUUCCAGCUCCCCGACAGCGGUGUCAUCCUCACCUGCCUCGACUGCUUCCUCCGCGACGGCGCCCUCCACGGCUUCGAGUACGGCGUCCCUCCCGCCGUGUUCCUCGCCAAGCUCCGCGGCGGGACCUGCACCACCGCCGCGUCCGACCCGGCGGAUGCCGUGGUGCACCGGGCGAUGUACCUGCUCCAGAACGGGUUUGGCAGCUACGACGUGUUCGAGAACAACUGCGAGGACUUCGCGCUAUACUGCAAGACCGGGCUCCUGCUGCCGCCGGAGAAGGGCAUCGGGAGGAGCGGCCAGGCGGCCUCCGCCGUCGGCGUGCCGCUGGCGGCGCUCUUCUCGACUCCGUUCAGGCUCAUGUCGGCCGGCCCGCUGGGCAUGGCCGCCGUCACGGCGGGGAUGUACUGCGCCGGCAGGUACAUCACCGACAUUGGGGUGAGGAAGGACGUGGUGAAGGUGGAGGUGGAGAACCUGUCGGCGCAUCUGGGCUUGCGCCGGGCCAAAGCCGAAGAAGAAUGGGUGAAGAAGAAACAGCAGCCCGCUAAGGUGACGACGAGGUUGCUGCCGCUGAAGAGGAAACGUGACAGUGAUUUGCAUUUGCAAUCCGUGAAGUGA
Messenger RNA from Triticum turgidum subsp. durum (durum wheat), 777 nucleotides. Lineage: Eukaryota; Viridiplantae; Streptophyta; Magnoliopsida; Poales; Poaceae. The record is from the annotation of a GenBank genome assembly.